Molecule: messenger RNA, 1290 nt
Organism: Haliotis rubra (blacklip abalone)
Lineage: Eukaryota; Metazoa; Mollusca; Gastropoda; Lepetellida; Haliotidae
Product: deoxynucleoside triphosphate triphosphohydrolase SAMHD1-like
Exons: 14
Coding region: 81-1190 (369 amino acids)
Biological process (GO): dGTP catabolic process
Cellular component (GO): nucleus
Molecular function (GO): dGTPase activity
Source: RefSeq, a predicted model, not a curated record
GACAAGCUUGAACAUGUCACAAUUGUUGUGCUCUUAGUUAUACCGACAGUCAGGCGACAUUUGUUUGAGAUAUCACAAUCAUGUCUAGGCCCAAGACAGGAGAUAAAAGGAAGGCAGACUUUGAAGACGGCUCAGAUGCUUCUUGCUCAACACAAUAUGACUCUGGAAAUCCCGGUAUCUCAGAAAGUGAUUCUGAUUCCGAUCCACUGUUAAAGAUUUUCAACGACCCUAUUCAUGGGACUAUAAGAGUGUCGGGUCUGUGUAUGAAGAUAAUAGACACCCCACAGUUUCAGAGGUUGAGGUAUUUGAAGCAGCUCGGAGGAGGUUACUUUGUAUAUCCGGGCGCAACACACAACAGAUUUGAACACAGCAUCGGGACUUACCAUCUCGCAGGGAAAUUUGCUCAGAUUCUGGAAUGGAAACAACCUACAACUUUUGGAAAAGAUGAAAUCAAGUGUAUUGAAAUAGCAGGACUUUGCCAUGAUCUCGGACACGGCCCAUUCUCACACGUUUUUGACAACAUGUUCAUACCUCGGGUAAAGCCAGACAGCAAGUGGAAGCAUGAAGAUGCGUCAGUGAUGAUGCUGGAACACCUACUUGAAGAAAAUGGCCAUGUGAAGAGUGCCUUUGACGAGCUUGGCAAAGACUGGAGUUGUCUCGAGCUGGUUAAAGACCUCAUAUUAGGUGGAAAAGAAACAAAGCAUGUGACUGAUCCAAGGGUGAUUAAAAUGAGAAGUAACAAACCAUACCUUUAUGAAAUUGUAGCCAACUCCAGAACAGGAAUUGACGUGGACAAGUGGGAUUACUUCGCGCGUGACUGUCACAUGGUGGGCAUGAAAAACAACUUCGACCACGACAGGUACAUGGAGAUGGCUCGUAUCAUCGACGUCGACGGGGAAGGUCGACGGAUCUGUACAAGAGACAAAAAUGCCAGUAAUCUGUACGACAUGUUUCGCACCCGGGAAACCCUACACCGAAGAGUCUAUCAGCACCCAGUUACCCGUGGAGUGGAACUUAUGAUUGUUGAUGCGCUUGUAAAACUUGACAAAACGGCGCUGAUACCAGGGAAAAAUGCCAGUAAAAUAUCCGAAUGUAUUGAUGACAUGGCGGCCUAUUCCCAGCUGAAUGACAGCAUCCCUUCAACUGGUGGAUCUCCCUGUGACACUCGGGACGAGUUCCCAAGACUCUGACGCAGCACUGAAAGAUGCAAGUGACAUCGUGAAAAGAAUACAGAAAAGAGAUUUAUACAAGUGUGUUAGCAAACACAUUGUGAAGGAGGAUUUUAAUCGA